Molecule: messenger RNA, 367 nt
Organism: Rhizophagus irregularis DAOM 181602=DAOM 197198
Lineage: Eukaryota; Fungi; Glomeromycota; Glomeromycetes; Glomerales; Glomeraceae
Source: RefSeq, a predicted model, not a curated record
AUGAAUAAGGUAGAAGAAAAUUAUACGAGUAGCAGAUUAUUUACAAGUAAAAUUCACAACUUUGGAAAUCUACCUGAACCAAGAAAUGCAACAGAAGUGUUUCAUAGUAAAUUGUAUGAUUUUAACAUUCCUAACGAUUUUAACGACUUUAAUAAAUCAAAUGAGCGGAAUAGCAGCAAAUCAUCAAAAGUAAUUACUAUUUUUAGAGAUGAUAGUGAAAAAUUACCCGAAGAAUUUAAAAAGUUGCAAAUAAAUUCAAAUAAUGACGAAAAAGAAAAAACUCAAAAAUAUGUCGAUGAUGAUGACGAAGUAUAUAAUAAUCCAAACUUUCAUUCAAAAGAACAAGAUGAACUGGAAAUUCCUGAUG